AUGGAUAGCAAUUAUUCUGAUAUGAAAAAUACAGCAAUUAAGUUCCUAGCAAUCUGGUGGCCCCUGAAAUGCCAAAUCACAAAGAGGCGUGCCAGAAUAAUGAUUAUCUUCAUAUGGUUAGUAGCCCUAACCACCACUAUUCCAUGGGCGAUAUUUUUUGACUUGGUGGUAAUAUUCAGCGACGCUCCAGAUGUACAACUUUGCAUCGAAGUAUGGCCCGAGCCAAUGAACGGAUCCCUUUAUUUCCUUACGGCUAAUCUUCUCUUCUGCUACAUCCUCCCGAUGAUUCUCAUUACCAUGUGUUAUGUCUUAAUUUACAUCAAGGUUUGGAAGAGGGAUAUCCCAACAGACACCAAAGAUGCUCAAAUGGAAAGGAUGCAGCAAAAGUCCAAAGUCAAGGUCGUCAAGAUGCUCGUCGCGGUUGUUAUUUUAUUCGUUAUUUCCUGGUUGCCAUUGUAUGCCAUUUUUGCUAGAAUUAAACUUGGAGGAGACAUCGAACCAUGGGAAGAAGAAAUUUUACCCAUAGCGACCCCAAUAGCUCAGUGGUUAGGAGCCUCGAAUUCUUGUAUUAAUCCAAUUUUGUAUGCCUUUUUCAACAAAAAAUACAGGCGCGGUUUCGUUGCUAUAAUAAAAAGCAGAAAAUGUUGCGGAAGAUUGAGAUAUUACGAAACUGUGGCCAUGAUGUCUUCGUCUACAAGCAUGAGAAAGUCCUCCCAUUUUUACAACAACAAUUCUUCCACAAGAAAGAUACCACCAUCACAAGACCACGCCGUAUCUUACAUUUACAAUAACACUGGGGUCUAA
Messenger RNA from Anoplophora glabripennis (Asian longhorned beetle), 804 nucleotides. RefSeq names its product neuropeptide SIFamide receptor. Gene Ontology annotation, molecular function: G protein-coupled receptor activity; peptide binding. Lineage: Eukaryota; Metazoa; Arthropoda; Insecta; Coleoptera; Cerambycidae. The record is from RefSeq and is a predicted model, not a curated record. The transcript is spliced from 2 exons. Gene Ontology annotation, biological process: G protein-coupled receptor signaling pathway. The coding region runs from base 1 to 804 and encodes 267 amino acids. Gene Ontology annotation, cellular component: membrane.